CAUGGCCAGUCUGCUCCAGGGGGAGAAGCAGCUCUUUGACAAGUUCUGGAGAGGAACGUUUAAAGCCGUGGCCACGCCCAGACCCGAGAGCGUCAUCAUCGCGAGCAUCGCCGCGCGCAGGGAAGCCAACAGAUUGGAGACGUCGGUGUGCGUGGCAGCGAAACCCAGCGAGAGCAAAUCGGAGCGAGCGGAGCAGGAAGUGAAGGAGACGGAGAAGAACAGGAGAAGGCACAGGAAACACCGGGGGCGUAAACGUCACAGCCGACGUCGCAGCCACAGUGUGUCGCUUGAUGCAGACUUCUCUCCUCGGCCAGCGGCCAAAGCUAAAAAGAAGAAGAAGAAAUCUGUAAGGAAGAGGAGGAGAGAGAGGUGUCACUCCUACAGUCCGUCACCUCUCCACAAGAAAAAGAAGAAGAAGAAGAGCUCGAAGAAGAGGAAGCAACACAGGGUUGCCUCGAAGAAGACAAGACACAGCUCCUCCAGUACCAGACGCAAACGGAAGGAUGACAGAAAACAUAAAAAGAGCUGCCGUAGUGAUUCUCGUUACAGACGACGAUCACAUAGAACAGACAGUUCUGACUGGAGAUGUUCCAGCACAGAGGGCAGAUGUGAAGACAGCAGUAAAUCAGGCUUUCAGCGCAGCAGCCACGGUUCAGGAGAGCGUGGAGGGUUUGAAUGGUGUUCAGCAGUGAAGCUUGCCACUAAAAUUCCCUCCAAGUGCACGGUCGUACACUCGCGUCCUGGGCUCGAACCGUCCAUCAUGCAGGACUCGGGGUGUGUUCAGGGUAAAGGACGCACAGAUUACGAUUCAGGAAAUGAUACGUCCUCUCCGCCGUCGUCUAAAACCGGUGUCUUGAGGGCGCAGGACGUGACAGACAGACAGGAGAAACUGAAAUUUAUGGACAAUUUGUCCGAUUCAGGAAACUCUCUGAGCAGCUACGAGUCUCUGAGUAAAGCCGAGCGCAGGGAGAGACGCCUUGAUGUGUCGGUUUUCAACAAGGUUAAAAGCGAAGAGUCGAGCAGCUGCGUUGGAUUCAUGAGCCAUCGGUCUCCAUCUGCUGUUAAAUAUCAUUAUCGUUCAGAAACUCGGUCUCGCAGCAGGAGCCGAUCGUCACGCAGUUCUCGCCACUGGGGGCGUUAUUUAUCCAGGAGCAGGUCUCCAUCCUCCAGUCGCAGGUCUUAUUCACGUUCGUCCAGUCACUCUUGUGACUCCAGGAGAGGCAGUGUGUGUAGCGUGAGCAGCCGACGAGGUGGAAAACAUUCGAGAUACACACCGGACCGCACCCGAGAGAGAAGAAGAAGCUCCAGUUCUUGUGAGAAGCCAUCAAAGCGAAGCAGGAAGCGCAGCAGGAGGAGAAUCUGUUCGCCGCUGAGGAAAAGGAGACGAGACUCACCCAGUCAUCUAGAGGCGCGGAGAAUUACCAGUGCAAGGAAGCGGCCGAUUCCCUAUUACCGCCCGAGCCCUUCCUCUUCCUCGAGCCGCUCGAGCAGCCUGUCGGCAUGGAGCCUAUUCUCCCUCAACCGCAGCCAAUCACGGAGCCCGCUCCACGGCCGCAGCAGGAGUCGCAGCCGUUCUUCGUACCGCAGUUACGGUCGCAGCUCGUCGCUCAGCUCCACCUACAGCAGCAGGAGCUACGACACGCUAGCCAGCUAUAACCGCAAUCGCCGCUAAUUUACAGACAAGGGUUUUUUUUUUCCUCCCCUUAAAAAAGUGACAUAUCACAAAUAUACGUAAUCUAGCAGAGGUGAAGGACAAGCACAAAUCUAAACAUAGAAGCUGGAUUUAUAGUGAAACAAUGUAAAAAUUGACAAGCUAAAUCUUACUCUGUUAGCGAGAUAUGACUAGCGAGAAGGAGCUAAGCAUUGCUAAGUUUAUCACAACAGCAUAGUUCCAGCUAAAAUUACAGUUAGUCGAACAUAAAGUCAAGAGAUGAAAUUUUACUUUAAAACAAGUUAAACAAAAAACUGAAAUUACAGAAACGAGCAAAAAUUAAAAUAAUUGUAUCUAACUUGGUUAACAAUGAAGCAGACUAGGAGCUAGCAAGGGGUGAGGCCAUUUAGAGAAAUAUAGAUAGAUACUUUAUUGAUCCUGAAGGAAAUUACAGUAAUACAGAAAUUUACACUAAAUCUAAGGUAAAGAUAGGGGUGUUUGUACGGUAACAAAAAAACAUGGGAAAAAAAAGUUCAAAAGAAUAAAACUGUGAAUGGAUACGGGAUGCCAUGUGGUGGGGGAAAAAACACCACAGAACACACUGGAACCUUUCUGUAUUUGGUAUCACUUUCUUUUCACUAGCAUUCCAAACGACUAGCAGGCUAAAUGAGUGUCGUAUGUGUGUGUUUGUGGGUGUGAGUGAGUAAAAAAAAAAAAAAGAACGUAAUUUUUUUGUUGUUUAGCCGCGCUACAGCAGUUAAAGCAACACAAGCUACAGUGUCCCUUCAGAUUAGUAACCUCGAGGCACACCAUUUACGCCUGACGUGUGAAUCCCUUUUUUAUCCGACCUGCCGUCACUUUCUCUCUCUCUCUCUUUACAUUUUUUUUCUCGUUUGAAGAAACGUUCAGAAAUCGCUCGAGGACAGAGAUGUAUGGCCUCCAUAACAGAUUUUACUGCUCUUCGGGAUUGUUUGACACCUGCAUCACAUUUUCUUCCUUUUGAAAAAUGUGCCACGCAGCAGAACGCACGCUUCAUCAACUCAAAUGCCAGCCGUAUUUUUCUUCCACCCGAGUGAAAGACAAUCCAAAUGCCAGUAGCCGUUACAGCGACGGUGCUUAUGACGGCGAUAAUGGCGGACGAUUUGAAUGAGACAGGAGCCCAUCUGUCUACACUAAACAGCUUCUUUUAUUUUAUGGGAACAUAAAUUCAUUGGUAUAUCUACAGUGUAAGACCUCUAAAUACUGAAUCAUUUAUCAUGCAGUGGGGAAUUGGCUUAGAUGUACAUACAGAGUUCUGACUUUAGACCAACUUUAUUUAUUUAUUUAUUUGUUUAUUUAUUUAAAUGCAAAGUAGUGUCCAGGUCAUGUGUAAAAAUUAUUUCCCAUGCUCCCACCACCACAUUUUCACAAUCUGAGCCCUGGAAUAUGGCAUGUGCUCCAUAGAUGUGAUAUAUUUAAUACAUUCAGGUCGUCAGCUGACUUCAUUUUAUUGCCACAUAACGUUGCUGAGUCUAGACCUGAGCAACUGAAGCAAUUCCAGAUCAUAACACUGCCUCCAGAGGCUACUACAGUGGACAUUAUGCAUGCUGUGUAUCGCUUCAUGCGCUUCCCUUCUUACCCCCACACACCGAUUGUUCUGGAAUAACUCAAUCCGGACUCACAUGACCUUUUCCCAUCGCACUGAACUUAAAGACAAAGCCUUUUUUUCUGAUAAGUCACACUAACAAGUGGUUUUCCUAUAGACACACAGCUGUUUCGUCCCAAUCCCGUGAGUUCUCAUCAUAUUUUGGAUGUAUGGAAAUGCUUUUACUCUCCUUUUUCAACAUAGCUCUAAUUUCUACUGCAUAGUUAGUACAAUGCAGCUCGACUAAACAUUUAAGUGUUGUCUAAUCACACUCAUUAUCAAGGUUUUUCUGUGAAGUUGAUGGUUCAGCACUAUCCCUCCAGGUCUAAAUAAUAUGCUGGGCAUUUCUUAGCGUUCCAAGAAUAUAAUCUGAAGCAUUCCCUAACAUUAUUCCAGUCGCUCUUAUAACGUUAAACAAACAUUCCAGGAAUUCCCAGAAAAUUGUACAGUACAGAAAAUUGUUUAAGGAACCUAAAAAUGUUUUCCAAAUAUCUUUUUUUAAUUGUGUAAAAAAAUAAGGUAAUACUGACAAAAUGAAACCAAACGAGGCAGACAAACAUUACACACUUACUGUAGCCAAACCUGAAGCUAAAGCUAGGAGUAAGAAAUUGUAAAACCUUAAGCAAGUAUUUUAUUAAUACAUUUUAAUCUACAUUGUCAAGGACUUGAAUAUGUACAUCUAUAGCAAAUCAUCAUAAGUCAAACUAGCCAUCACAAUUAGUUACAAAGUAAUAACCACUGGAAGAGCUCU
Molecule: messenger RNA, 4026 nt
Organism: Clarias gariepinus (North African catfish)
Lineage: Eukaryota; Metazoa; Chordata; Actinopteri; Siluriformes; Clariidae
Gene: srrm4
Product: serine/arginine repetitive matrix 4
Exons: 13
Coding region: 2-1672 (556 amino acids)
Molecular function (GO): mRNA binding
Source: RefSeq, a predicted model, not a curated record